CUUCCUGCUCUAUGGUCCACCAAAAGCCCUGAAUGGUAGUCAGCUCUUCGUAGUUCGUUCCAUUGGAGAGCAGCUCGCCAGUCAGUGAGUGGCGGCUGAGCAGAGCGCACAGCUACAGUCGCCGAUUCUCUGGAGUCAUGUCAAAUAACUGGAAGAACUGUGGACAUUUUCAAAUAAAAGUUUAACAGCUGGGCCUCUUAAGCACUGUGGAUCCACGGCAGCACUAAAAUACGCGCGAUUUUUUCUUAAUUUUUAUUUUAUUUAUAGAUUUUACUGUGCGCGCUAAAGUGGUCAUGGCGCAUUUUACGCACUGCAGAUAACCCGUGUUUUGGAGGCUCAAACUAACGAAAACAUGGAUUAAGCUGCAAGUUUUCUCUUUUGCUUCAGCAGAGCUGAAAUGGCGGCACUUCGUAGAAAAUUUGGCGAAGACUACCAGGUGGUUAACACAAACCGGGCUACCACUUUUUCUGCUCCGGUCAAGAAGAAACGCCAACGCUUCGUGGAGAAGAACGGUCGCUGCAAUGUGCAACACGGAAACCUCGGCGGAGAGACCAGCAGGUACCUCUCUGACUUGUUCACCACUUUGGUAGAUCUAAAGUGGCGAUGGAACCUACUCAUCUUCAUCCUAACGUACACCAUCGCAUGGCUGGUCAUGGCAUCGAUGUGGUGGAUCAUUGCUUACAUCAGGGGAGAUCUAAAUCACGGCCACGACUCGACCUACACCCCGUGCGUGGCCAAUGUUUACAACUUCCCCUCAGCCUUUCUCUUCUUCAUCGAGACUGAAGCCACGAUCGGCUACGGCUACCGGUACAUUACAGAGAAGUGCCCAGAGGGCAUCAUCCUCUUCUUGUUCCAGUCGCUGCUGGGCUCCAUAGUGGACGCUUUCCUCAUCGGCUGCAUGUUCAUAAAAAUGUCCCAGCCCAAGAAACGCGCAGAGACGCUCAUGUUCAGCCAGGACGCAGUGAUUUCCCAGCGAGACGGCAAACUGUGUCUCAUGUUCCGCGUGGGCAACCUGCGGAACAGCCACAUGGUGUCCGCGCAGAUCAGGUGCAAGCUCAUAAAGUCUCGUCAGACUCCUGAGGGCGAGUUCCUGCCUCUGGACCAGUGCGAGCUGGAUGUUGGUUUUGGGACGGGUGCUGACCAGCUCUUCCUGGUGUCCCCUCUCACCAUUUGCCAUGAAAUUAAUCCCAAGAGCCCCUUUUUUGACCUGUCCCAGCGCUCUCUCAUGAACGAACAGUUUGAAAUUGUCGUUAUCCUUGAGGGAAUCGUGGAGACCACUGGUAUGACAUGCCAGGCCCGAACGUCAUACACUGAGGAUGAAGUUUUAUGGGGCCAUCGUUUCCUGCCUGUGAUGUCUCUGGAGGAAGGCUUUUUCAGGGUCGACUACUCACAGUUUCACAGCACAUUCGAGGUACCGACACCACCGUACAGUGUCAAGGAGCACGAAGAGAAGAAUUCUCUGCCCUCGCCUCUGUCCACCCCCACCCCCGCACUGACUGAGAGCCACGGCGCCCGGCGUGACCGGGUAUUUUCUGUGGAUUGCAUCAACACUUCAGAGGAAAGAGGCCGGCAUGGAGGGACUGGGGGCCGACUGCCAAGCAAACUGCAGAGGAUGAGUUCAUCUGGGAAGGAAGAUCUUCAGAGGAAGGUGCUAAUGCUCAGCUCCCAGCACUCGGAGAAGGCAUGUAGCACGGGAGACCUCCCUCUGAAGCUGCAGCGCCUCAGCUCCUCGCCCGGCCCAGAGGCAGAGAACCGGCUGCAGCUCAAGUCCCUCAAGGUGGGCUUUGAACCUAUGACCCAGUCAACUGGAGACCUGUACCAGCACAGCCUCACACCCACCCUGUCCCCGGCUCCGGUCCCCAUGCACAGCCCUCUCCUCUCAGCUGGAGGGAGGCUUGAAGAUAACCUGCCAGCAAAGCUACGGAAGAUGAAUGCUGACCGCUGACAGACCACAACAACAGGAUAACACAACCUCCAACCACAGACACACAUGGAAAGAGGGUCAGAGAUGUACUUUACCUUGAAAGGGACAAAACAGAUCGUCUAUUGACGGGUUAUUGAUUUGUUUUUUGUUUUUUUUUUCUAGAGACACAGACUCUGGAAUUGCUGUGAAUUUGUGUUUCAUAGCAGAGGCAUUCAUGCAGGCUUUGGUACCCACAAAACAAAACACAAACUUCAUGCUCAGUGUGAACUUGAUCAUUCUGCAAGGGUUGUGCAUGUAUACACUAAAUCCAUUGUUUAAUGUAUGCACCACCGCAUUUAAUAGGCCAUCUUAGUUUUAUUGAAAUAUAAAUUACAUUAAGAUGAUAAUAAAUGCUGUCUGAUCUUUC
Mugil cephalus (flathead mullet) is the source of this 2330-nucleotide messenger RNA. RefSeq names its product potassium inwardly rectifying channel subfamily J member 19a (gene kcnj19a). Gene Ontology annotation, cellular component: plasma membrane. Gene Ontology annotation, molecular function: G-protein activated inward rectifier potassium channel activity. The transcript is spliced from 3 exons. The record is from RefSeq and is a predicted model, not a curated record. NCBI's taxonomy places the organism in Eukaryota, Metazoa, Chordata, Actinopteri, Mugiliformes, Mugilidae. Bases 398 to 1945 code for a protein of 515 amino acids. Gene Ontology annotation, biological process: potassium ion import across plasma membrane; regulation of monoatomic ion transmembrane transport.